Ricinus communis (castor bean) is the source of this 945-nucleotide messenger RNA. Its product is annotated as non-specific lipid transfer protein GPI-anchored 4. Bases 206 to 859 code for a protein of 217 amino acids. Lineage: Eukaryota; Viridiplantae; Streptophyta; Magnoliopsida; Malpighiales; Euphorbiaceae. Gene Ontology annotation, biological process: lipid transport. The transcript is spliced from 3 exons. Gene Ontology annotation, molecular function: lipid binding. The record is from RefSeq and is a predicted model, not a curated record.
AAACAAAGCUCAGUAAUUUCUAGAAAAGAUAAACAAACAAGAUUAGAACUACUCAACAGAACUCCUACUUUAUCGGGCGAUUUAAAAAUAUAACAGAGAAUAUAUAUCACUUAAUGAAUUCUAAUUUCAAACCAUAAGUAUUUAUCUUCAUUACAUUGUUUAAUACUGAGAAUAACUCUGUAUCCAGAACCUGUUACAUCUAAAAAUGAGAUUACAGUCUGCUAUAUUGAUGUUGGCCACAUUGGCUAUUGUAGCCAAUUCUUCACGUCACCAACCACAACAGCCAGUAGCACAUUCACUGUCACUUUCACCAAGUAUUAAUGGCGAAUCACCAUCGCUUCCACCAUCAUCAGCGCCGGCACCGUCAAUAGACUGUAUUACGGUCGUGGCUGAUAUGUUUGAUUGCUUGUCUUAUUUAGGCCAGGGCAGUAAUGACACAAAGGUGUCUAGUUCGUGUUGUAGUGGAUUUGAAAGUGUUGUUGACAUUAGCCCCAACUGCGUAUGUGAAGGAUUGAAUGUUGCCGUUGAAAAUGGAUAUGUAUUGAAUAUGAGUAGAGUCAUGGAUUUGCCUCGUGCUUGUAAAGUUACUAUUCCUUCUUCUGCUCAAAACUGCAAAGUCUCUCCGACUCCUGCUCCUGGUGCAGGACCAGGCUCAGAAUCACCAGAGAUCCCACCUGAAGAGCCACCAACAUCCCCGUCUACACGACCACCCACUGGGGGUUCAGCACCCUCUAACACCCCUGGAGGAUCAUUAGCUUCAGCUCCAAGCCCAUCAAAAGGAGGAGCAUAUUCUGUUUCCAUCUCCUUUCUUGGGCUCAUUAGCUUGCUUGUUGUCACAUUCUCAGUUGUCUUAGUUUAGGCAGUGGUUUAAUUUGCACAUUUUCGUUGAUUUUUGCACCAUCUGAUAGCAUUUUCCUUUAUUGAUUUCUAGUUUUGAUUUAUGCC